AUGUUGGACAACUUCCUUCUCAAGCACCUGUUCGACCCUGCCCACACCACUGUCUGUAACUAUAACGGCCCCUCAUAUUUUGUGUACCCGGAGCACUGUCGAACGGCCAAUCUCAUCGGCGCUGCGAGCGCAUUGGGUUCGCAUACGGUCCUGAAGGUGCGACCUUGGAACAUCGACACCAUUCUUGUAUCGGCACCUCCUAGAGUUUGCCACCCAGUCAAUACAAGCAGAGCGAUCCCACUUGUUGGGUCAUUGCUCGAGCUUUCUGAAGUCCCACGAGAGGUUGAACUCGCUUUCGUCCGCGACGAGAGCGUCAUCGUUGCAUGGUCCUGUCGCCCCGGCGCUUUGCUCGGUCUAAUUUACCUGGUAAAUCGUGUUGCGGAAGAUCUCCUGUAUCACACCCUUCACUCCUCUCGGCCACGAAUCUCUAUUCCUCCACCUUUUGAACAAAACCACUGGUCAUCCCUAGCAGAGUGCGAUGUUUCUGAUGCCUCCAUAUCCGUGAACCACUCGAAAUUGUCACACAUCUCCAACGGUAGAAACCAAAUCCACCUCUGUGACCUCCCCAAAGGCACGGCCACGUGCGAUGCCUCCGCUCAUUCAGCCAUAGGAGUACGUGUCGCCGAUGCGGAAUGCGACAAUCCUUUUACUUCUGGCUUUUCCUCCUUGGACACCGUGUUGCUAGGGGCGUGCAGUACAUUGGAACCGGAAGGACCAUUCCUCGCGAAUGCUCCAUGUCCAUUCCCUUUCAGCAUCCCUGCAUACGCGUCGUCCUCAUCCAGUGGUUCUCCCAGUCCGCUCUCGACACCGUCCACAUCUCCCUCUGCCGCGUCUAUUCCAUCCUCUUCUUCUUCUUCUUCAACGCCGCCGUUGUCUUCGAAUUAUUCUCUAGCAGAUGCGACGACAGCUUCCAGUCAGUGCCCCUUUGCCACCGUGUCUCUUGCAGAUAUUUGCCCACCGCCUUUCUACCUAUCUUUCCAACAUGUCGACGAGGUCCCUUGCGACUCGCCUGAGAGUGAUAUAACACCCGCAACGUGUGCGACGCCGGAGACUGGCAAGGCGGCGUCCACUGUUAUACCCUCGUUCCAGCCAGGGAAGCCAGCGAAGGAGCCGAAGCCUACUCCUUCCUCUUCGGGGGCGGCUUCGUCGAGCACUACCCGUCUCGUCAAGCAGCUGCCGCGCAAGGUAGCUAGCAGGUCCACUACCUCUCGCGCUCCUGCACCGCCUCCAAAAGCGCCCUCGCCCUCGAAAGCGCGUGUCGCGCGCGCCGCGCGUACAUCUCGGGCGGUGGCCAACACGUCCUUUGCAGGCCCGUCCGCCUCUACCUCCCAUUCGUCGACAAGCUCGCACACGCACACGAGAGCGCCUGCGCCUUCGCAGCCGCGCAAGUCGCCGCGGGUUGUUGGACAGAAGACAAAGCGCGACGCUGAGGAGGAGGAGAGCAGCCAGGAAGGGGACGAGCUCGACGAGGAUGAGGCGGAGGAUGUUGACAUGGACCUCAAUGAAGACGAAUACCAAGCGGAGGACGAUGACGACGACGAAGGAGAGGAUGAGGACGCUGAUGACGACGACUACUGCCAGACCUCGCGCCAGGCCCCCGCUAAACGCCGAAAAUGCACGACGUCGCACGAGGCCCCAGUGAAGAGACCCGCUCGGGGUGGCCGCAGAAAACGGGCGGUCGCCAAAGGGAAAUCAGGGACGUUUCAUUGCGCCCUUUGUCAUUGCGAGUUCACUCGGUCAACCGACACUAAACGCCAUAUCCAGUCGUGUUGCAAGGAUAGCCGUUCGUAUCCCUAUAAGUGCGGCUUUCUGUGUCCGUACCCUUGUGCACGGGAGGUCACGGUGGACGAGAUGAACUCGAAGUUGAAGGAAGCGGAGCAGAUGAAGAAAACGCAGGAGAACUUGACCUUCUUCUAUCAAUUUUCUGAAAAACUCGACGAGGACGGCAACGUGAAGUACGUUCAGCAGACCUGCUUCCUUCGCCAAGACGCAUGCAUGCGACAUAUGAGUUCUGUCCACGCUAGGGAUGGGUUGUACAAGCUGGGCGACAAGCCCGAACCCUUGAAGUCCGACCUACCAGUCCCAGAUGGGUGGGUUCUCUGA
Messenger RNA from Sparassis crispa, 2103 nucleotides. RefSeq lists its product as hypothetical. NCBI's taxonomy places the organism in Eukaryota, Fungi, Basidiomycota, Agaricomycetes, Polyporales, Sparassidaceae. The coding region runs from base 1 to 2103 and encodes 700 amino acids. The transcript is spliced from 4 exons. The record is from RefSeq and is a predicted model, not a curated record.